Molecule: messenger RNA, 483 nt
Organism: Linum tenue
Lineage: Eukaryota; Viridiplantae; Streptophyta; Magnoliopsida; Malpighiales; Linaceae
Source: the annotation of a GenBank genome assembly
AGCCAGUACCUCGGCCUUUUCAACGAGUCCAACAAUGGCAAUCUCACCAAUCACGUCUUCGCCGUGGAGCUCGACACAAUCUACAGCAGCGAGUUCGGCGAUAUCAAUAACAAUCACGUCGCCGUCGACAUCAACGGUCUGGAUUCACUGAUAGCAGCUCCGGCGGGGUAUUACGACUCAGGCGGAAACUUACGGAAUUUGACUCUCAUCAGUGGUCAACCGAUGCAGGCCUGGAUUGACUACGAUCAAGUAGAAAACCAAAUCGAUGUCACUCUAGCUCCGAUUAGCGCCGCCAAGCCAGCAAGAUCCCUGCUGUCGCUGAGAAAAGACCUGUCGGAAAUUUUGGAGGAUACGAUGUUCAUCGGCUUCUCAUCGUCCACUGGCUCGUUCCUCACUCAUCAUUAUGUAUUGGGUUGGAGCUUUAGACUGAAUGGCCAAGCUGAGGGAAGACGGAAACGAAUCGAAGAAAGGAAGAUCCGAUGA